Messenger RNA from Sphaerodactylus townsendi, 1245 nucleotides. RefSeq names its product neuromedin U receptor 1 (gene NMUR1). Gene Ontology annotation, cellular component: plasma membrane. Gene Ontology annotation, biological process: G protein-coupled receptor signaling pathway. The record is from RefSeq and is a predicted model, not a curated record. Gene Ontology annotation, molecular function: neuromedin U receptor activity. The transcript is spliced from 3 exons. Bases 1 to 1245 code for a protein of 414 amino acids. NCBI's taxonomy places the organism in Eukaryota, Metazoa, Chordata, Lepidosauria, Squamata, Sphaerodactylidae.
AUGUGGAUGACGGUCACUUUCUUGUCUUCGAUCACUGUGAUGUCUGGCGUUUUAGGUGCCAACACUUUGUCCGUUUGGAUGACGGUGGUGGUGGUUUUGAUUUAUUCUUCAUCCUUCACAAUAGUCUCAGGGUCUUCCCCCACUCCUGCUUUCUCACCCCAUAUCAAAGUCGGAGUAAAAACAGGACAGGAAUGCUACAGCCGUUACAUUCUCAAGGCUGGUAUAAAAGGUAACCCCAGGAGGCCGGUAUUUGGGCGCCUCCAGUUUGCUACAAUGUCGCAGAUCAAAGGAGAGGGGGAAACAGGAAGUGAGCCUGCAAACAUGUACUCUUCCGCCAACUGUUCCAACCUGGAAUUAAAGUCCCCCGGCUUGGAGCUGACUGAGAUGCUGGCUUCCCAGAAUCCCUGUGACAACAGCAGCCAGGAAGCGAGAGGGAGCUUCUUCGACCCCGAGGUCUUGAACAUGACCGCAGAACAGCUCCGGAUAAGGUACCUGGGACCUCGUCGGUCGGGUUUCUUCAUUCCCAUCUGCACCACGUACCUCCUGAUCUUUGUGGUUGGCGCCGUGGGCAACACCCUGACCUGCCUGGUCAUCAUCCAACAUCGCAUCAUGAGGACGCCCACCAACUACUACCUGUUCAGCUUGGCCGUGUCGGACCUGUUGGUUCUGUUGCUGGGUAUGCCGCUGGAGAUCUACGAGAUGUGGAGCAACUACCCUUUCCUCCUGGGCGCGGGCGGCUGCUGCUUCAAGACGCUGCUCUUCGAGGCGGUCUGCUUCGCCUCCAUCCUCAACGUCACGGCGCUGAGCGUGGAGCGCUACAUCGCCGUGGUGCACCCGCUCCGAGCCAAGUACGUGGUGACCAAGAAGCACGCCAAGAGGGUCAUCGUCGCCGUCUGGCUGCUGUCGGUCGUCUGCUCGAUCCCGAACACCAGCCUGCACGGUAUCCAGACCCUCUACGUGCCCGGCUGGGGGGUGGUCCCUGACUCAGCCACCUGCACCUUAGUGAAGUCCCGUUUGUUGUACAACCUCAUAAUUCAAGUCACGACUAUCAUCUUCUUCUUCAUCCCGAUGGGCAUCAUCAGCAUCCUCUAUCUGCUCAUCGGGCUGCAGCUGAGGAAAGAGAAGAUGCUGGAAGCGCUGGAGGCCAAAUCCGGAACCAUCUGCGAUUACCACAAUAUCCGUCUCCAACAGAAGAAGGUCCGGCGGAGGCAGGUCACCAAAAUGCUGUGUAAGUUGAGAGAGUGA